CCGUAAUAAAUGCGAUUCAAGCCGCUUAGGCCAAGAGCUCUAUUGAAUUCCUUACAGUCUAGAGAAUACGUUUCCACAAUGAACUACUUCGUGCUGCUCUGCAUUUUCUCCUGCAUUUGCCUCCUUCGAUUCGGCGAUGCUGCCCCCUACAUAAGCGUUCAGUCUAGUUCGCGAUCGAGAUCCCGGAAAUUGAUUGGCGGCAUGCUAAGAACCGUGUACGACUACAAUGUUCAGGACAGUGUGAAUGAUUUGAGUGGGCAGUUGGUACACACUCGCAACGCAAACUUCAACUCGGAUGUCAUGAGUCCGGAUGAGCUGAAGAAAAUCCGCCAGCAGCUGAUCAUCAGCCAGUAAUAAAUGUCUUUAGACAUUUUAUUUUAUUUUUGUAUCUUUUAUUUUACAUGCUUUUUAUACGCAAUUACUUCAAGAAAAAAAGUAUGCAUCUAUACAAUAUAUAAUAUAUGUCACUAAAAGUAUAUGAUAACCGCAAUAAAAUAUUUACCACAUUAUCUUAGUUACAGCA
Molecule: messenger RNA, 523 nt
Organism: Drosophila erecta
Lineage: Eukaryota; Metazoa; Arthropoda; Insecta; Diptera; Drosophilidae
Gene: Acp26Ab
Product: accessory gland-specific peptide 26Ab
Exons: 2
Coding region: 10-354 (114 amino acids)
Biological process (GO): mating behavior
Cellular component (GO): extracellular region
Source: RefSeq, a predicted model, not a curated record